Messenger RNA from Symbiodinium sp. CCMP2456, 2156 nucleotides. The record is from the annotation of a GenBank genome assembly. Lineage: Eukaryota; Dinophyceae; Suessiales; Symbiodiniaceae.
GAUCGUUUCAAAGCAGGUGGUGUGAGCCAGAACGGGAUAAGACGCACAGUGUUCGGACAGACUGCAAAACAACAUCCAUGUCCGCCAGAGGGGAAAUGAGAUUACUUUCGCCGCAGCUGUUAGCUGGAGCCGACCUGCCCGACCGAAGGGAUCCAUCAAAGAGAUCUUUGAUGGAGUCGUCCUUGCCGGAGCGCUCCCGCCUCAAGCUGAAGCCGCCGUCACAGGAGACCUUGGCUAGGAGGCAGCGUGAGCUCGAAGAGUCUGACAGGAUGCGCUUACUUCCCGCCCAGCUGUGGCAGAGCUGGUCUGUGACGAACUCGGGUACUUACGGCGUGAUUUUCACAGAUGGCAGUCAUGCCUUGAAGGUGUCUAUUCGGGGCGUGGAUCCCUCGAUGGAGCAGUCAUGCGAGAGGCAGGUCACUGAGGCGGUGGUGUACAGCUUGGCUUCCGAAUUGGGCACACAGGUCCCUCGAAAGGCGCAGCUGCUGGAACGCUGGGGAACGGGUUCUCUUCGAGGUACGGACGACUGCUUGCGAUCCCACCUUGUCCUGGACUUGCUGCAGCCGGAUGUCCAGCUGCCAGGAGAGAAUCUAGGUAAGCUACUGGGACGUUUUGAUAUUGUAUCCUUCCGUUAUUGUUUCAAGUGGAUCCAACAUUUAUCAAUCCUGCUUGUUGCUGUUGGAGGCUUUUUAAAGGGCCAACCUAGGAAACUGCUUCUGUCAGUGCAGCUGGGCCAAACCGACCUGGGAGUUAGCGCUGGCUCUUUCAUCGAAGGUCCAGCGGCACUCGUCGGUGGGCAGAACAAGUCGCAAGGUUGGAGGAAUAUGAAUGGUGCUGUUUUUGCAAAGACUGUGGGCCGCGAGGUUGCAGGGGAAGCCUUGCAGGAUGCUGGCUUCCUGCACGGAUACUUGGAGACCUUCGGUCUCUUCCUGCAUGACUCGGAGAUGAUAUGGGGAACGGUCGGCAGCGGGCGCGCCUGCCUUUAUGUGUUGGAUUUCGACAAAGCCAUCCUUGAUUGCAAUCCCGACGACAUCGAGAGGCUGCGGUGCAGCGAUCCUGUCUUCCCACGUCCUUCACAAAGAACCAUUAUGGCAGAUUACUGGGGUGCCGUUUUUUGGCGUGGUUGGAGUGCCGGGAAGCGUGCUGCCCAAUCCGUCCUAGACAGGAGUCGGAUGCCCUUUGGGCCGCAACGAGUCUCCCAUCGUUUCAAGCAGCAUUUUCUCACAUCUCUGCGCCAGAAGUGUACAGUUGGCGCCGGAGCCGACAAAGUCUACGUGCGAAUCGGAACUAGCGUCUCCGCAGAGCCUUAUGCCAUAUGCACAGCAGAAUCGGCGAACGACGGUGGUUGCGUCGUGUCCUGGGAUGAUGUCUGUCGCAGUCAUGGGCCAGCAGAUGCUCUGAGCAGUGGUGGGCCCAACAUCACGGACGCCAGGCUCAAGGCCCGCAGUGGGCAAGCUCUGUACACAGUCCGGAGUUGCAACUGGAACGAGAGGCUUGGGAAAGUAUCAGCCGACGAUAUCUUUGUGCUUGUCCCUGGACAGGAGGAGCUUGCACCUGUCUCCUUGCGAGAGUACUUGAAGAACAUUGGCGAGUACGGAGGCUAUGCAGGUCUUGCGCCUGACACGGAUCUAUCGGAUCUGGAAGCCGACGAUGCGGUGAGCAUCAGGUUCCAGACAACCUUCCUUCCCGUCCUGGAGGACGGAAGUAUGGAAUUCUGCGCCGAAGCUUUCAACUACCAGACCCGGUCGGAGGAAGAUCCGAAGAACCUGGUCCUUCUCUGCACCUCGCAAGGGGCGGCCUUGCAACAGCAGGGCGUGGGUAAUCAGCGGCUCUUCUUGCACGACGUCCAGGCCGAUGGCCGCAUCUCGCGGAGAUGGCUGGAGGCGCAGCGCACUGGCCAUCGGGUGGGCGGCAGCCAGGAAGAGAGCAGCGAAGCGGCGGCUGCUGCCGCUGAGGUGGCCGCAGCCGCUGCAGAAGCUGCCGCAGAGGCGCGGGAAGCUGCGGAAGCGUUUCAAGACGGCGCUGAGUCUGCGGAGGCCGAGGCGGCUCUCCGAGCGGCGGCAGAGGCCCAGGAGGCCAGCCGACAGGCGGCGCAGGAGGCUGCAGAGCGCACUGCCCGUGCAGCGGAGGCAGAACAUGCUGCAAGUGAGGGGAAG